This is a messenger RNA of Solea senegalensis (Senegalese sole), 2814 nucleotides long. Its product is annotated as glycine receptor subunit beta-like. Gene Ontology annotation, cellular component: postsynaptic membrane; synapse; neuron projection. The record is from RefSeq and is a predicted model, not a curated record. The transcript is spliced from 10 exons. Bases 988 to 2535 code for a protein of 515 amino acids. Gene Ontology annotation, molecular function: transmembrane signaling receptor activity; neurotransmitter receptor activity; extracellularly glycine-gated chloride channel activity. Gene Ontology annotation, biological process: chloride transmembrane transport; nervous system process; chemical synaptic transmission. NCBI's taxonomy places the organism in Eukaryota, Metazoa, Chordata, Actinopteri, Pleuronectiformes, Soleidae.
CAUAUAUAGCCUGCACUUACUCUGCAUGCUGGUGAAAGAAAAAUCACUUUUACUAAAUGAAUCAAUCGUUUUCAUCAUGGAUUUAGUUCUGGUGUAUUUUUCUGUUACCAAAACAAGUUCUGUUUUUUUGACUUCUUAGACAUGAAUAGUAUCUGUUAUUGUGGACAUUUUAGUGUAUUUUAUAAAGUAUGGCGGACAUUUUAGUGUAUUUUAUUGGUGAGAAAAUUGUAAAACUAAAGACAAAUCCGUGGAGUCAUCUCGCGGCGGCGCCAUUACUGCGGUGGCACGUCGUGUGUCACUCUCUGCUGUCCUGCUCUGUUCUGUGCAAAAACUCCUCCACAAUAAAUGACACUAAUGCGAGUAGUUGUAAUUAUUUUCCUCCACCACUGAUUAACUCAGCUACUUGAUGUUUACAUUGUGGUCAUUAGUUUGUCCUAGUUACAGUAAUAACAUCACAAUGAGUUCAUUUACUGUGCGACCACAGCAGCCUUGAUAGAGGCGUCUGACAUGAGCUAGCUAAGCGAAGCUAGCUAAGCUAGCUGACAUUACUUUUUCACUGUGUUGUGCUAUGCUAGGCAGCCACAUGCUAUUCACUGUGUUAACCAAAAGUUAUUGUGUUGUCGCUCUGCUAAUAUUUUUGAUCCACUUCUGGCGAACAUCGAUUUAGACCGUGCGGCCGCAGACGUAAAGGUUUGUGUCGUUCAAAUUUGAAGUUUCCCACGUCGUUGUCAAAGUUAAUGCUGCAUAAAAAGUACAGGUAAAAGUAGAAAUGUACACUUCUUACGACAGCUCCCAUUCUAUCACCCGUAUACUGGAGGGAGGCGCCACCGCGGCAAUGGCGGCGCGUUUACGUUCGGUACUUUGCCGGAUUCGUCUCUAUGAGCCCUUGUGACCUUCAGUUGUUUUUGAGUUUGUUGAACAAAAAGUGGGUCAAAUGAUCCUGGUGCUGACACCGUGGAGAACUCUCCUGAUGUUUUCUCAGUACAGAUGUUUAAAGUGAAUUUUGACGCGUUUUAUCCGUGUGUUUCAGGAGCGAUGGCGGCCGCAGUGAGGCUGCUGAUCCUGAUGCUGCUGCUGCUGCUCUGCUGUUUCAAACUCACCACAACCAAAGAGGGAAAAUCCAAGGGAAAGAAAGGCAAACAGGUCGUCUGUCCAUCCCAGUUGUCACCUGAAGAGCUGGCCCAGGUUCCAGAGAACUCCACCUCCAACAUCUUGAAUCGUCUGAUGGUCAGUUAUGACCCAAGAAUAAGACCCAACUUCCAAGGUAUCCCAGUUGAAUCCAGAGUGAACAUCUUCAUCAACAGCUUUUGGGUGAAAUCCGGGGAAACCACCAAAGAUUACAGAGUGAACAUCUUCCUCCGUCAGAGGUGGAACGACCCUCGUCUUCAGCUUCCCACAGACUUUAAAAGUGACGCUCUCACCAUCGACCCAAAGAUGUUCCAGUGUCUGUGGAAACCCGACCUUUUCUUUGCCAACGAGAAAAGUGCAAACUUCCACGACGUGACGCAGGACAACAUCCUGCUCUUCAUCUUCAGGAACGGAGACGUUCUCAUCAGCAUGAGGCUUUCAGUGACACUGUCUUGUCCCUUGGAUCUCACUCUUUUCCCGAUGGACACACAACUGUGUAAGAUGCAGCUGGAGAGCUUUGGUUACACCACCAGUGACCUGGUCUUCAUGUGGCAGUCUGACCCGGUCCAGAUGGACGAGAUCGCUCUGCCUCAGUUUGACAUCAAACAAGAGGACAUUAAAUAUGGAAACUGUACCAAGUAUUACCAGGGGACAGGAUGUGCUGCGUGUGUGGGGGUGAUUUUUCAGCUGCAUGCUUGGAGUGGAAACUUUUAUCUGAUGGUUACGGCUCCAGCACUCAUCGUGGUUUUGUCCUGGUUAUCGUUCUGGAUCAAUCCUGACGCAUCAGCUGCUCAUGUGUUUGCAGGUAUUCUGUCAGUUCUGUCUCUGUCCAGUGAGAGCAUGUUGUUAGCGUCAGAACUUCCAAAGGUUUCCUACGUUAAAGCCAUCGACAUCUGGCUCAUCGCCUGUUUACUGUUCGGCUGUUUUUCUCUGGUGGAGUACGCUGUGGUGCAGGUGAUUCUGAACAGUCCCAAACUGAUCGAGGAGGAGAAAACCAAAAUGGCCACCAAAGAAAAAGCUCUGCAGGAGAAAGAAGGAAAGAAGCCUUCAAAUAAAAGCAACAACACGGUGAAUGGAACAGGUGGAACUCCCAUUCAUGUCAACACGCUGCAGGCGGUGGAAACUCGCUGUAAGAAAGUCUGCACGUCAAAGUCCGACCUCCGGUCCAACGACUUCAGCAUUGUGGGUUCGUUACCACGAGACUUUGAACUGUCCAACUUUGACUGUUAUGGUAAACCAGUGGAAGUGGGCGGAGUCCUCAAGUCCCAGAGCAAAGCCAACAAGAAGCCGCCGCCCCCCAAACCCGUCAUUCCCGCCGCCGCCAAACGCAUCGACCUCUACGCAAGAGCCCUCUUCCCUUUCUCCUUCCUCUUCUUCAAUGUCGUCUACUGGUCCGUCUAUCUGUGAGAGAGUGAGGGAGUGAGAGAGUGACAGAGUGAGGGAGGAACCAAGGAAGGAAGGAUACGUGGUGACCAAACAUGAGUGUGAAACUCUUAAAGCUGAAGAUUUCCAUGGUUUAUUGUAAACUGGGUGUAAUUUCCCUUUAAUCGUGAGCAUUAAGUUGACGCUGCAUGUGUGACGUAUGUAACUGAAACAUUUACAUUAACAAGUGCUUUUUCAAUAUUAACAGCAAUAUUUAAAAAAGUGAAAUAAAUAAACGAGAUAAAAAAAACAUGUUAUAACUUC